AUGCGCUCGCGCCAAGCCACGAAGGGCCUCUUCCCAGAUGCUACAGCUAGCUGUAAACACUUAAAUUUUGCUGCUGCUGCUGUUGGUGCUGCUGCUGCUGUUGGUGCUGCUGCUGCUGUUGGUGCUGCUGCUGUUGGUGCUUUCCCUGCAUGUGGUGGUCACUCCAGGGAUGACAGUGACGCUGCUGCUGCAGCACCCGACCCCACAGAAAGGCGUCAUGGCCAUGCGGAAGCUGCUGCUUCAGCUGAGGGGGCAGCGGCGUCUCCUCAGCGCGGUGCUGCUGUUGCUGCUGCUGCUGCUGCUGCUCCUGCUGCACCGGUGUGGAAGGCCUCUGGUGUCUUCGCAGCCAAGGGGGCCGUCGCUCAUCCUUGUGCAGGACGCGCCGCAGCUGCUGCCGCGAACUUUUUGGUAUUGCAACAGGAGAAACUGCCUGCUGCUGCUGCUCUGCGAGCAUGCAACGCGGGAGGCCACAAAAAAGCCCGCUCAGCUGCUGGGAAGUGA
This is a messenger RNA of Cyclospora cayetanensis, 501 nucleotides long. RefSeq names its product antifreeze protein Maxi-like. The record is from RefSeq and is a predicted model, not a curated record. The coding region runs from base 1 to 501 and encodes 166 amino acids. Lineage: Eukaryota; Apicomplexa; Conoidasida; Eucoccidiorida; Eimeriidae. The transcript is spliced from 4 exons.